GAACGUUGGCCAUGGAGUGGAAACAAGGGGCUGCCGUGGCCCCUUUUCUGCUGCUGACCUUGGGAUGGUCGUGUGCCAAGGUUGAGGAGGAGAAUCCUGACUACUGGAGGUCACGGGCCCGGGAGACUCUACAGUCAGCCCUGGACAGGAAGCCCAACACCAACAUUGCCAAGAACAUCCUGUUUUUUCUUGGAGAUGGUAUGGGAGUUACAACGUUCACAGCAGCUCGCAUCCUGAAGGGCCAGCUGCAGAACCAGUCAGGGGAGGACUCAGUGAUGACCAUGGACACCUUCCCCCAUGUAGGGCUGGCUAAGACCUACAGUGUGGACUUCCAGAUUCCAGACAGUGCAGCCACAGCCACGGCCUAUCUGUGCGGAGUGAAAACCAACCUGAAUGUCAUUGGAGUGAACGCAGCGGCUCGGAACGGGGUCUGCAGAACUCAGAAAGGGAACGAGGUCACAUCUAUCCUGAAGUGGGCCAAAGAUGCUGGCAAGUCUGUUGGCAUUGUAACAACUACACGUGUGCAACAUGCCACACCAGCAACCACCUAUGCCCACAGUGCCAGCAGGAAGUGGUACAGCGACGCCGACAUGCCUGACGCCGCCAAGAAGGACGGCUGCACUGACAUUGCAUCCCAGCUCAUCAAAAACAUAGACAUCGAUGUGAUCAUUGGUGGUGGGAGAAAGUACAUGACUCCCAGGGGCACAAAGGACCCAGAGUACCCCUGGGACUUUUCAUCCAGGGGCAAAAGAAGAGAUGGACGAAACCUGAUCCAGGAGUGGCAGAGCAUGAAGACUGGAAAGGUAGCCCACUAUGUAUGGAAUAAAACAGAUUUUGACAAUGUUGACCCUAAAACCACAGACUACCUCAUGGCUCUGUUUGAACCUGGUGAUCGGCAGUAUGAGGCAGACAGGGACACAACCCUGGAUCCAUCCAUCAUGGAGACCACAGAAAAGGCAAUCCACAUUCUGCAGAAAAACCCGAAAGGCUUCUUCCUGUUAGUGGAGGGUGGGCGAAUCGAUCAGGCUCACCAUGAAGGCCGAGCUUACAUGGCGCUCCACGAGGCCGUCGCCUUUGAUGACGCCAUUGCUAAGGGACUCGAACUCACCAAAGAAGAAGAAACUCUCACCAUAGUGACAGCUGACCAUUCCCAGCCACUCACCUUCAAUGGAUUUCCAUUUCGAGGGCAGAGCGUUCUGGGUAAAUCUCCCCUUUGGGCUACAGACAUGCUACCUUACACGACUCUCAUGUACGGCAAUGGACCUGGACACAAAAUCAUAAACAGCAAGCGCCCUGACAUCCGCAACGUCACCACCAAAAGUAAAGAUUACGUCCAGUUUUCUGCUGCCCCCAUGAAGUCUACCACCCACAGUGGAGAGGAUGUAGCAGUUCUGGCCCGUGGACCCAUGGCCCAUCUGUUUAGUGGGGUCCAGGAGCAGAAUUACAUUGCUCAUGCAAUGGCCUAUGCUGCCUGUGUGGGCACAGACCUGAGGCACUGCCAGGGUGAGGUCUUACCUUCAUUGGGUCACAGCACCUUGACCAUGGCCUGGAAUGGGUCUGGAGCAGUUCGGAUCUCAGCACCUCUGAUCGGCGGCCUCCUCAAUUUAAUAAUGGUCCUAAUGGUGUUGAUGUAACCCCACCCCCCUCCAUCUACUCAGCUUACUGGUGCUGAUCAAAGAUCACUGAGAAGUGA
This is a messenger RNA of Nematolebias whitei (Rio pearlfish), 1693 nucleotides long. It is a transcript of the gene alp3, whose product is annotated as alkaline phosphatase 3. Gene Ontology annotation, biological process: dephosphorylation. The transcript has 11 exons. The record is from RefSeq and is a predicted model, not a curated record. Bases 12 to 1634 code for a protein of 540 amino acids. Gene Ontology annotation, cellular component: plasma membrane. Gene Ontology annotation, molecular function: alkaline phosphatase activity. Lineage: Eukaryota; Metazoa; Chordata; Actinopteri; Cyprinodontiformes; Rivulidae.